Medicago truncatula (barrel medic) is the source of this 1116-nucleotide messenger RNA. Its product is annotated as MOB kinase activator-like 1A. The record is from RefSeq and is a predicted model, not a curated record. The coding region runs from base 134 to 775 and encodes 213 amino acids. NCBI's taxonomy places the organism in Eukaryota, Viridiplantae, Streptophyta, Magnoliopsida, Fabales, Fabaceae. The transcript has 7 exons.
GAAACUGGAAAGUGAAGAAGAAGAAACAAAUAAACAAAGAAGAAGGAAGGAAGGAAGAAAGAAAGCGCUUCGACUCAAACGCGCUUUUUCUCUCUCUUCUUCUUCUCCUCUCUCUCUCUCUCUAACCCAAGCUAUGAGCCUCUUCGGUAUUGGCAGAAACCAGAGAACAUUCCGCCCCAAAAAAAGCACUCCUUCUGGAAGCAAGGGAGCUCAGCUCAGAAAACACAUUGAUGCGACAUUAGGGAGUGGAAAUCUGAGGGAAGCUGUAAAGCUACCUCCCGGGGAGGAUUUGAAUGAGUGGCUAGCUGUCAACACUGUUGAUUUUUUCAACCAGGUGAAUCUGCUCUAUGGCACCCUCACAGAGUUCUGUACUCCCGAGAAUUGUCGCACAAUGUCUGCAGGACCCAAGUAUGAGUAUAGAUGGGCAGAUGGUGUGCAAAUUAAAAAACCUAUUGAGGUUUCUGCUCCAAAAUAUGUAGAGUAUCUUAUGGACUGGAUUGAAUCGCAGCUUGAUGAUGAAUCCAUAUUCCCUCAGAAGCUUGGCUCUCCAUUUCCUACCAACUUUAAGGAUGUUGUGAAGACAAUAUUUAAGCGGCUGUUCCGUGUAUAUGCUCAUAUAUAUCAUUCUCACUUUCAGAAAAUUGUGAGCCUCAAAGAAGAGGCCCAUCUGAACACAUGCUUCAAACAUUUUAUACUCUUCACUUGUGAGUUUGGGCUGAUUGACAAAAAGGAACUGGCUCCACUUCAAGAGCUUAUAGAAACCAUAAUAUAUUAAAUGUUGAAUUGGGACCAGGCUUACUGUGAAUUGUGAAAUAUCUUUAUCCUAGGAAACAUAACUAAUGUUUUGCUCUAAAAUCAGAGACUGCUUUUUAAUAUCUGAUUUUAGUAAUUUAUAUCUGUUGUGUUGAAUAGUUUGGGAACAGGGUCUAAGGUACCCUUCAUCACAGAAAGCUCGCAUAAAGUCUCAAAUACAUGCAAUGGGGUACCAUAGAUCCCAAUGUUUUACUUUAAUUUAAUGUAUUGGCUCGUUGUUUGCCAACUGAAAACCAUACUUCAUGUUUGAUGUUUUAGUAUGAAUUUGGAAGGCUGUUUUUGGAAUAUUUUCAUUGCCAAUAA